Molecule: messenger RNA, 1083 nt
Organism: Ruditapes philippinarum (Manila clam)
Lineage: Eukaryota; Metazoa; Mollusca; Bivalvia; Venerida; Veneridae
Exons: 2
Coding region: 133-1083 (316 amino acids)
Biological process (GO): mannosyl-inositol phosphorylceramide biosynthetic process
Molecular function (GO): mannosyltransferase activity
Source: RefSeq, a predicted model, not a curated record
UGACAUCUGGAGAGCACAAAAUCUGACAACAUCUUUUUUUUAACGAUUAACGCUCUUUGCCUUAUAAAUUUGCCAGAAGUUCACCAAGAACAUGCGAUUAACCACAGCUGGUGGGUUAGUCUUGAAAAAUAAAUGCAAAAAAAUCUUAAAAAACAAGAUGAGCGUUAUUUGAAAACAGAUGUAUUCGAUCUCAUAAAACAAGGAAAAAACUACAAUGUAAAUAAAAAUAUACGAAUUAAUUUCAGUCACCUUUCAGUAUUGUUAUAUGACAUGAGGACUUUUAAUUUGUUUACUUGUCUAUGUUUUGCUUUUAUAGGAGAGAUCUUUCUUAUAGCAUAUAGUCAUCUAGUCCAGAUGUCGUGUGAUUGUGAUCUGCAAAACGCUGAGAAAGGCACCCGUGAAACAGGAAAGAGUUCGUCAAACACGACUUCAGAACCAUUAAAUAGUGAUAUGCAACAUAAACAAAAAGUAAAUUUUACUUCCGCUAAGUUUUUUGAGCCAUUGAUAGACAAGGAUUUUCCAGUAGCUGCAACUAAUAUACCUCGCAUUCCUCAUAUAAUUCAUCAAACUUACAAAAACAAUAUCAUUCCGCGUCAGCUUGUAGGCUUUGUUAAAACUUUUGCAAAAUUGAAUCCAGAUUGGACAUAUUAUUUUUGGACGGACAUCUCUUCAAGGAAAUUUGUCGCUGAAAGGUUUCCGACAUUACUACAAAUGUGGGAUAAUUACAGAAGUCCUAUAAAUAGAGCAGAUGCUAUACGGUAUCUUAUCUUAUAUGAAUUUGGAGGAUUUUAUGCUGACUUAGAUGUUCAAUGUAUGCGACCACUCGACAAUGUUACUUUCAAAUACGCGUGUAUAAUUCCGCCAGAACCUUUUGAACAAAGUGUGUUUCGAAUUAAAAUACCAUAUUUGCUAAAUAACGCUAUAAUGAUGUGUCGCCCAAAGCACCCUUUCUUUCAACAGAUUAUUAAUUCAUUGCAUCAAUAUGUUCCAAUGCUAGAACAACUAGAUGUAGCAGGCCCCACGUUUGUCAAAACUCAACUUUUUAACGAAUUAAUAAAAAAUUCGCCGAGUCUGUCUAUUUGA